CUACGUUUAGAGGAUUUGACAAAGAAGUGUUGUCCUUUUCAUUUAACACUCUUUCAUACUUUUCUGAGAAUCACAGAGAUCUCGUCAAAGGAAGUGUAAAUGAUCUUGAGCCACUAGGGAAAAUUAAUAAUUUAGCUGAUCCGUAUUUAAGGAUUAUUGACGAAUCCGUCGAAAGUUGCGAAGAAUUUUCUAAGCGAUUUAGUGAAUUCCUUGAGUUUUUUAAUAGCGGAAUUAUGGACAUUGAAGAGUUACUUCAGAAAAUUGAAAAUAAAAUGGAUGAAACAAUAUAUGAACGAAUGUUAGAACAAAAGAAGAUAUCGAUGAAUGGAAUCUGA
This is a messenger RNA of Acaulospora morrowiae, 335 nucleotides long. NCBI's taxonomy places the organism in Eukaryota, Fungi, Glomeromycota, Glomeromycetes, Diversisporales, Acaulosporaceae. The record is from the annotation of a GenBank genome assembly.